Fusarium sp. VM40 is the source of this 1026-nucleotide messenger RNA. The record is from the annotation of a GenBank genome assembly. NCBI's taxonomy places the organism in Eukaryota, Fungi, Ascomycota, Sordariomycetes, Hypocreales, Nectriaceae.
AUGUUCAAGCCUGACUUUUUCGACAAAGAGAAAGGAAAGUUCAUCUGUGCGUCGCCGACUGUCAAAGGCUAUCCUAGAAUCCUCUUCAACGUCUACUACAAGCCUGGUGCUACGACAGUGCAGGCUGAAUGUCGCUCAAUCACUCUUAUGAACGCUCGUUCUGAGUCUGACAACCAGAUCUUUGUCACAGGUGGCCCAGGUUCUGGCAAAACUACAACCGCUAUGAGUCUUGUCCCACCUGUCAUCUCUGACUCCACCAAUAUCGCUGUUGCUGUGAAGCAAGACAAGACGGAUGCUAAUGAUGUCGACUUAAAAUAUGAAGACAACGCUGAGGACGCCGAGGAAGAGCCAGUGGGGAAAGCAAAAGUCGCAUGGACAACCGGAAAGAACAAUCUGGCUGAUUAUGCUCCCCAUCGUGCAUCCCUGGCCUGUCCUGACAAGGUUAUGGCUCGUCUCUUGCCUUGGAAACGCGAGUUCACCAAUCUCAUGCGCAUCAACGAUGUCGAGCCUCGCGUUACCGACACCUCUGUCAAUCCCAAAGCGUCCAAUGCCAUCGUCGGAUUGUCGAAACAUACUGACUCGUACAAGGCCAAGAGAUUCGAGGAUACCCACCUUACCCGUGUUCAUGCGUCUUUGUCUGAAAUGGCACGUCGUAUAGUUCAAGACAAAUCCGACGACUGGCCUUUGAUCCUCGUCGCUCGCCAGGAGGCUCUCAAGGAUCCAGAGGCUUACGCACUUAAUCGUGCCAAACAUGAAGAAGCGUAUCGCAACCUGUUGGAGCACGCGUCAGCUGAGCUCACUCCUGAUGCUGCCUCCACGAAGAGAAUUGGCCAGCUUCUCCCAGGCUUCCAUCUCGACGGCGUCUCUCUCCAUGACAUCUCCACAGAUGACGCCCAGGUCAUGGCAACCCUCAAAGCGUUCGUCGCUGAUGACUUGUCUGAGCUUGCUUCCCAGGCAAAGGCUUCCGACGUACUGGCCGAGUUGCUGGGCGAUGCAGACCUCACCGACCCUGCUAAUGACAUUUAA